Molecule: messenger RNA, 2428 nt
Organism: Labeo rohita (rohu)
Lineage: Eukaryota; Metazoa; Chordata; Actinopteri; Cypriniformes; Cyprinidae
Gene: ikzf4
Product: IKAROS family zinc finger 4
Exons: 8
Coding region: 166-1884 (572 amino acids)
Biological process (GO): regulation of transcription by RNA polymerase II
Molecular function (GO): RNA polymerase II cis-regulatory region sequence-specific DNA binding; DNA-binding transcription factor activity
Source: RefSeq, a predicted model, not a curated record
CUCACACACUGCGCUCUCCAUUUAAGACUAGAAUUCUAUAGAAUGGACACUCAAUUCAGCCGUUGAGCUAGAAAUGAGAUCUUGACCAGUGUGUGCACAUAAAUUAUUCAGCUACUUGAACCGUGCACACAGGAAAGGGAGAAAUAACAAACUGCAACUGGUGUGAUGAUGAAUGCUGACGAUUGCAAUGGCCGUUCGUACAUGUCAGGUAGUGGAGAUUCUUCAACAGAGCGGGAGUUUUUCGCAGGGCUGAGAGGACCCACCGUGAGCACACCAAACAGUCAACAAUCCUCACCCAGCCGUUCACUCAGUGCGAACUCCAUCAAGGUGGAGCUGUAUAGUGACGAGGAGGCAGCUGGUGCUCCGCUGGCGGAAAGGAGAGUCGGGGAGAAGGAUGAAGGAUGGAAAGAUGAAAAGGGCGAGUUGGCAGAAGAUGGUGGCGUGGAGAUGGUCGGCGGUACGCGGGGGCAGGCCGGUAGCGGCUGCGGGGAGAUGGCCAGCUCUGAGCCCGCAUCCCCAGGUCCCAUUCGGCUGCCCAACGGGAAACUUAAAUGUGAUAUAUGUGGGAUGAUCUGCAUUGGACCCAAUGUUCUAAUGGUGCACAAGCGGAGCCAUACAGUCUUGGUCUCGGUAGGUGAGCGGCCAUUCCAAUGUAACCAGUGCGGGGCCUCCUUCACUCAGAAGGGCAACUUGCUGCGCCACAUCAAGCUCCACUCUGGCGAGAAGCCCUUCAAAUGUCCCUUUUGUAACUACGCCUGUCGCCGCCGUGACGCCCUGACAGGACACCUCCGCACCCACUCCGUGUCCUCCCCUACAGUAGGGAAGCCCUACAAGUGCAGUUACUGUGGCCGCAGCUACAAGCAGCAGAGCACCCUGGAAGAACAUCGUGAGCGCUGUCACAGCUACCUACAGAGUCUGGACCACCAGCCUGCUCACAACACCCAGCCUGCACACGGUGAAGACUCCCAUAACGUUGAGAUGAUGUCUGAACCUCUGAUCCAGUCCUCCUCAGAGAAAAUGACCUUCAUUGAUCGGCUGGCCAAUAGCAUCACCAAGAGGAAGAGAUCUACACCUCAGAAGUUUCUGGGUGAAAAGCACAUGCGACUGAAUAUAUCCGAAGCACCUUAUGAACUCGACCCCAAUCCUGAUAAAGAAGGGGACAUGUUGCUUUCGCACCCUGAGGGUGACCCCGCUGCUUUAGCAGGCAUGGGAGGGCGUUUCCUGCGGGGACCGAGAGGAGGUAGCAACGAUGUGGAUCCUCCCCACUCCCUGCGGAUGCCUCCCCACUCCGCCUGCCUCUCAGAGUUCACCCCCGUCAUCAGCUCCGUCUACCCUCACAUAACCCCUCUAGGGCAGCGUCUAAACUGUGCAGGGGGCAUCUCCAUGGGCCUGGCCGGGAGGGAGGCCGGCGAGGGCCACGAAGAUGCGCCCUCCACCCGCAGCCGCGCCGCUUCGCCGAGCAACGGUUACCAAGAUUCGACGGACACCGAGAGCAUGGCGGAGGAACAGUGCGUCAUCACCUCGGUGCCACCGGGAACCUUGAACCACCGCGGGCGCGAGCGGCACAGUCCUAGUCACGCCAAAGAAACGGACAUGGAAGGGGACAGGGAGAAAGGGGUCCCUGGGGGUUUACCAACCAAGGUGAGCCCACGCUCGCCGUCAGCGAGGGAAGCCAUGCAGGUGGUGGACGGGGAAGGGCGGCCAGUGCGCUCUUUCCGCUGCGAGCACUGUCGCAUUUUCUUCCUGGACCAUGUCAUGUUCACCAUCCACAUGGGCUGCCACGGCUUCCGCCAGCCCUUCGAGUGUAACAUCUGCGGCCACCGCAGCCAGGACCGCUACGAGUUCUCCUCGCACAUUGUCCGCGGGGAGCACCAGAUUGGCUGAGGUGGGCUUGCAGCCGGCGGAGGUCGAGACUGGGGGGAGAUGUACAGAGAGUUGUAUGCUGCUUUGAGAUGGCGUCAUGGCGUCUAGUUCGGUCUGCACCAGAUUGGGGCACAUUAGCACUUGCUUUUAUAGUUAGCGGACAUCAUAUUUUACCGUCGAAGGCUAAUCGCUUGGGUACAUACAUAAAACGUGCAAUUGCGUCCCGUGUUUCAACGGGAUUCAAACGGGGGACGUAUCCUCCGAUUGCACUCCCACACAGAGUCAUUCAUCGCAAGACGCAGCUGUUUUGCUUUAGAAGUGCCUUCCUUCCGUGGGGUUUAUUUUUUAUCAGUUCAGAAGAGAAAUUCGAGGUGUGAGAUUAGCUCUAUACUCAUUCGUUCGGUGGCGUUUACACAGAGUCUGCCUCUUGAAGAGAGAAAGACGAUGAACUGCUUAGACGUCCAAAGUGUGGACUCUUUUCAGAAUGGUUUUCCAAAGUUUCUGAGCCUGUUAAACAAGAGAAAUCUAUGCCUAGGAGUAUUCACACAAACUUUGUGCUCUUUUA